Macrosiphum euphorbiae (potato aphid) is the source of this 327-nucleotide messenger RNA. The record is from the annotation of a GenBank genome assembly. Lineage: Eukaryota; Metazoa; Arthropoda; Insecta; Hemiptera; Aphididae.
AUGGAUUGGAUAUGUGAAAGGAAAAGAGCAUAUGAGAAUACAAUAAAAUCACAUGAUUAUAACAAAAAGCUAUUUGAUAAAAAUCGAAAAGACAUGGAAUUCAACGUAAGAGAUAUGGUGUAUGUGGAAAAUGGAAACAAAAUAAACAGGAGAAAACUGGAUGAACUGAAGAUUGGACUGUACAAGAUAAGAGAGAGGAUAUCAAAUUCAAUCUAUAGGAUUAACACAGGUCACAAGAAAACAGAAUCGAAUAACUUCCAUAUAACGAAACUUAUUCCAGCCUCUACAUUGGAUGUUGAAAAACCAGCUAACUUGACUUCAAGAUGA